AUGAGCUCGCCGGACACGGAGAAUGCGGGGAAGAGCCUGCAGUACCGAGUGGAUCACCUGCUCAGCGCCGUGGAGAGCGAGCUGCAGGCGGGCAGCGAGAAGGGCGACCCCACGGAGCGCGAGCUGCGAGUGGGCUUGGAGGAGAGUGAGCUGUGGCUGCGCUUCAAGGAGCUCACUAACGAGAUGAUCGUGACCAAGAACGGCAGGAGGAUGUUCCCGGUGCUGAAGGUGAACGUGUCGGGUCUGGACCCCAAUGCCAUGUACUCCUUCUUGCUGGACUUCGUCGCGGCUGACAAUCACCGCUGGAAAUACGUGAACGGGGAGUGGGUCCCUGGGGGCAAGCCAGAGCCUCAGGCGCCCAGCUGCGUCUACAUCCACCCAGACUCGCCCAACUUCGGGGCCCACUGGAUGAAGGCGCCAGUGUCUUUCAGCAAAGUCAAACUCACCAACAAGCUUAACGGAGGAGGCCAGGUAAUCAUGUUGAACUCCUUGCACAAGUACGAGCCUCGGAUUCACAUCGUGAGGGUGGGGGGCCCACACCGCAUGAUCACCAGCCACUGCUUUCCCGAGACCCAGUUCAUAGCUGUGACUGCCUACCAGAACGAGGAGAUCACAGCCCUUAAAAUUAAGUACAAUCCGUUUGCAAAAGCCUUCCUUGAUGCCAAAGAAAGAAACGACCACAAAGAUGUGAUGGAGGAACCCGGGGACUGCCAGCAGCCAGGCUACUCCCAAUCAGGGGGGUGGCUUGUUCCCGGCACCAGCACCCUCUGCCCACCCUCCGGCUCCCACCCUCAGUUUGGAGGCUCAUUGCCUCUCCCUUCCUCACACGGCUGUGAGAGGUACCCGGCUCUGAGGAACCACCGCUCGUCACCGUACCCCAGCCCGUAUGCUCAUCGGAACAACUCCCCAACCUAUGCCGACAAUUCGUCUGCAUGUUUAUCCAUGCUGCAGUCCCAUGACAACUGGUCUAGCCUCGGAGUGCCUGGCCACACCAGCAUGCUGCCCAUGAGUCAUGGCACCAGCCCACCUACCGGCUCUAGCCAGUACCCCAGCCUAUGGUCUGUGAGCAAUGGUACCAUCGCCCCGGGUUCCCAGACAGCUGGGGUGUCCAAUGGGCUGGGAGCCCAGCUCUUUCGAGGCUCCCCUGCACAUUACGCACCCCUGACGCACACGGUCUCAGCGGCCACGUCCUCUGGCUCCCCGAUGUAUGAAGGGGCGGCCACAGUCACAGACAUUUCUGACAGCCAGUUCGACACGGCCCAAAGCCUACUCAUUGCCUCGUGGACACCCGUGUCACCUCCAUCCAUGUGAAUUGAACUCCUCUUCAUGUGCUAAGACUUGCAGCAACCCGUGUCGAUUGGAUCCUUCUGCGAGGCACGCCAUGGCAGGCUCUUGGGACAAAGGGAAAGAUAAAAAGCUUGCUACUACUAACUCCAUUUUCAAGUAAGAGGAGCAGUCCGAGCUCCGCGACCUCUUGCUUGACACCUGCAGUAGGGAUCUGCGCCCUACAUGCGAAGCCCAGGUACUGAGAUGAGGCUCCGGUCCGAUUUCCUGCGAUUGGGAGUCCGAAUCCUUUGCCAGGAUCCUAUAUCUUGUGGCGUUCUGCAUCUUCUAUGACAUGUAGGUGACUUGGAAAUACGGGAAGUUCUCUCAUCCCCUGUCCUACGUUAGUGAGACAAGGCACACUUGUGUAAUGCCCCCUCCUUGUUGCUUUAGAUAGUUAACUUUGAGGACAGAGAGAAAUCGUAGCCAGAGAGGAUUGUAACUGGACUGACUGAAAAUUGCUCUGCCCUCUAGAAGAUGUUUACUUUAAGCACAUGUAGCUUUUGUGUUGUGAAGUCAACUGUGUGAUACUUCUGUUGACAAAGUAGCCAAAGACAAUCUGCAGAAAUUUUUUUCUGCACAAUAAAGGCAAUAUGCAAACA
Messenger RNA from Mesocricetus auratus (golden hamster), 1925 nucleotides. RefSeq names its product T-box transcription factor T (gene Tbxt). Lineage: Eukaryota; Metazoa; Chordata; Mammalia; Rodentia; Cricetidae. Gene Ontology annotation, biological process: heart morphogenesis; cell fate specification; somitogenesis. Gene Ontology annotation, cellular component: nucleus. Bases 1 to 1311 code for a protein of 436 amino acids. The record is from RefSeq and is a predicted model, not a curated record. Gene Ontology annotation, molecular function: RNA polymerase II cis-regulatory region sequence-specific DNA binding; DNA-binding transcription factor activity, RNA polymerase II-specific. The transcript is spliced from 8 exons.